CACAGUUGGAGCCAGCAUCAUGGUUGGUCUGAAGAUUUGGUCUGUCUCGCUGGUUAUACUCUACCAUUUCUGUCAGAGAUGUAUCCCAUGUGGAAUUUCAACACAUGUUGAAAUAGCACAUAGAGCUCUGGAAUUUUUCCAUAAGCAUGAAGGGAGUGUUAAUUAUAGACAGUUACUGCUAAAUCACCAAGAUGCUUUUCAGGCUGGAAGCAUUUAUCCUGAUGCCUUUUAUCCUCCAAUCUGCAAACGUGGAGUGUUCCGUGAUGUGUCUGAAGAAACUCACUGGUCACCAUUUCUCAAAACAAGUAUUGACUACAUCAGAAGGAAUUAUCCUCAGCCAUGGGAAGAGGCUACAGAGAAGCUGGUGGCUUUCCUGUUUGGAAUUGCUUCACAUAUGGUGGCAGAUGUUAGCUGGCAUAGCCUGGGCAUCGAUCAAGGAUUUCUAAAGGCCAUGGGAGAAAUUGAUUUUCAUGGUUCAUACUCAGAAGCUCACAGUGUUGGAGAUUUUGGAGGAGACGUAGUGAGUCAGUUUGAGCUAGACUUCAGUUACCUGACAUCGAGUUGGUAUGUACCUGUCAAAGACCUAGCUGCUAUCUAUAAGGAGUUUUAUGGAAAAGAGAUCAUAACAGAAAGCACAAUUGCUGAAUGUACUUAUCUGCUGUUUUUUGAACUGCAUGGAGAAAGGCUUCUUGUUGGCAAGCUUUUUCCAACAUUUGCUAGUAAAUCUCCAUUUCUGGUGGAGAAGUUCCACGAAUAUUUCCUUGGCGGAGUGGAUGACAUGGCAUUCUGGACCAACAACAUUUUUGAGAUGACGAGCCAUAUGCUAGAGAAUGGAACCAGUGACUGCUACCUGCCUGAAAACCCUCUGUUCAUAAACUGCACAAAGGAGCACAAGGACAGCCACAUAAACAAACAAUCAAAACAUGAACAUCAAAAGAAUACAACUUCUUUGCUUCCAGAAACACUUGAGAAGAAUAUAAACUAUACAGAGAGAGGAGUUCAAUUUGACAUACAGCCUUGGGCAACAAAAUCCAUCCGCUUGAUAAACCAUGCUUUUAAAACCAAUGUCUGGAGAGCAUUAGGAGCUACACAUCAGAAAUCUAAGCACAUCUCCAAGCCAGCAGCUUCAUAUUUUCUGACUUCACCCUAUGCUAGGCUUGGAUGGGCACUGAUCUCAACUGACCUAAACCAGGAUGGAUUUGAAGAUCUGGUGGCUGGAGCACCAGGGUACAGCACCAUGGGCCAUGUUCAGAUAGGGAGGGUGUAUGUGAUCUAUGGCAACCAGUCAGGUCUGCCACCAGAGGACAUGGAUCUAGAUAGCAAAGCUGACCAAAUACUACAGGGUCAUCAGCCUUCAGGAAGAUUUGGUUCUGCCUUGGCAGUCCUAGACUUCAAUGAGGAUGGAGUGCCAGAUCUGGCAAUUGGAGCACCUUCUGUGGGAUCUCAGUUUCUUACUUACAAAGGUGCUGUGUAUGUCUACUUUGGAAUUGAGGGAAGAGGCUUGGCUCCUCAGCCAAACGUUACUAUAACUUGUCAGUAUUCCUACUGUAAUCUUGGUUGGUCCCUCCUGGCAGCUGAUGUUGAUGGGAAUGGAAAUGCUGAUCUGGUUGUGGGUUCUCCAUAUGCACCCGGUGGUGGGAAGCAGAGAGGACUUGUGGUUGCAUUUUACUCUCAUCUCAACAGGAGUCACCAAGGGCUUCUGUCAGUACAGGAUGCCAACUGGAUGGUGCAGGGGGAAGAAAACUAUGCUUGGUUUGGAUUUUCACUUGCCAGCUGCCAGCUGGAGAACGUGACAUUACUACUGAUUGGUAGCCCUACAUGGAGGACUUGUUCUAGUUGCAGUCCCCUUUUGCCAGAUGUCAGACAGAGUGUUGGGAAGGUGUACGGGUUUAACCCACCAAGUACGGAGCGCUGGUUUGAGAUAACUGGAGACAAGGAGAUGGGCAGAAUGGGUUUGUCUCUGGCCAGUGGUGUGCUGUCUGUGGCCGGGAACACAAGGAAAGUUUUGGUGGUGGGUGCACCUACUGCAGACAGCCUGUCUAGGAUUUUAUUUAUGUCCUCAGUGCUACAUCAAGCUGGACUGGCUCUAGUAUAUGACCUGUCAAACAGCACCAAACCUUCUCUGCUCAGCGCAUUCAGUGGGGACAGGAGGUUUUCUCGUUUUGGAGGAGACAUAUACUUAAGUGAUCUGGAUAGCGAUGGGCUAGAUGAAAUGAUUGUGGCAUCCCCACUGCGAACUAACGGUGUCACCUCAAUCCUGUCUGGUGGGGCUGCUGGCCGUGUUUAUAUUUUCAAUGGCAGACAGACAUCCUCAGGGAACGUGACAGGCCACUGCACAUCAUGGACAUCUCCUUGUCCUGAGGACUGGGCACAGUAUAUCCUGAUUUCUCCUGAGGAAUUAUCAAGAUUUGGGAGUUCUGUUAUCACUGUGAAAUCUGAAAAAAAGAAAGAAGUUGUAGUGGCAGCAGAGAGAAGUUCUGCGAAAGCUCGACUUGGUGGAAGGCUUUUUGUCUACUCGCUCUAGAAGUUUGCAGUAGCCUUAAAGACCAGGGCACACCUGGUCUUCUAGUGAAGAAUCUCUGUAGUAUUUGUGCUACUUUCCUGAACCCACACAAACCAACACACCGUGUCAGCAAGCUUUUGCUGAAUUCUGUGGUGGGCAGCAGCAUCGCUUAUCUAAAACAAGCAAGCUGCUCUGAAAACCUUUGACAGGUUGAAAUGAGCAAGCAGCUGUAUUUUUGGCAGUAGUAUUUGGCUGUAUAAAGAAUGGUCAGUGGCCACCUUCUUUACUGGCCAGAUUUGAGUAUCUUCUUGACAAAACUGGGAAACUGCAGCACAGCAUUUACAAUUCUUACAUACUGUGAUAAGGAUUCUAAGUUAUGGAAAGUUACUGUCAAAAUAAUAAGCAUGGAGCAGGGGCAGCUUUAAGACUGACAGAAAGGUGGGUGCUGAUCAACAGGACUGUCUCUUCUCUCUCUCAAGUCUUGAGGCAUGCAUUGAGGGUGUAGUGCAGCUCAGGUCUCCCAAGAAAAAAAGAAC
Onychostruthus taczanowskii (white-rumped snowfinch) is the source of this 3039-nucleotide messenger RNA. It is a transcript of the gene GPLD1, whose product is annotated as glycosylphosphatidylinositol specific phospholipase D1. Bases 20 to 2524 code for a protein of 834 amino acids. Gene Ontology annotation, molecular function: GPI anchor phospholipase D activity. The record is from RefSeq and is a predicted model, not a curated record. The transcript is spliced from 25 exons. Lineage: Eukaryota; Metazoa; Chordata; Aves; Passeriformes; Passeridae. Gene Ontology annotation, cellular component: extracellular matrix; extracellular region.